Sitophilus oryzae (rice weevil) is the source of this 1976-nucleotide messenger RNA. RefSeq lists its product as uncharacterized. Bases 44 to 1486 code for a protein of 480 amino acids. The transcript is spliced from 2 exons. Lineage: Eukaryota; Metazoa; Arthropoda; Insecta; Coleoptera; Curculionidae. The record is from RefSeq and is a predicted model, not a curated record.
GUGUUGAUUUUUUAUAUUCUAAAAGAUUCAAUUACAUUUGGAUAUGAGUGGAAGAUAUUUGACUGAUCGCGAACUGGAAGAAGCUCUUUAUGAGGAUGACGAUGAUUUGUGUAGGGAUUACAUAGACCGAGAUUUGGAAAGCUCAGACGAAGAAUCCGAAGUCGACCAAGGUGAACAAGAACAUCAGGAUCGCUUUUUUGAAGAAACAGAAAAUGAGUCAUCUUCUCCAAAUUCUCAGUUAGAGCAGCACGAAUCUGAAGAAACCAUGGAUGAGGAUUCAGCCGAAGAAAGUAGUGAUACGGAGGGAAAUAAUGAUGGUUGGUACAUUUAUUCUCAAAAUGGUUUAGUAGUACUUUUGAUUGUUUUUCUAGACACUAUAGCAAGACGUCGUCCACGACCUAAAGGUAUAAUAGAUCAAACCAGUUCUGACAUGGUUUCUGUAUCAGGUCUGACAUGGAAACCUAAACCCAUUACUCGACGAAGGCAAAUAGCUGCCAAUCUAAUGAGAGAAGCACCAGGUCUAAAAAACGGAAUAAAUCCUAAGCUGCCGAUUGAAGCGUUCCGGCUCUUUUUCGAUGAUGAUAUCAUUGAUUUUAUUUUGCAAUAUACGAAUGAGAAACUCGCCCUUGUAAAAGAAAGCACUCCGCAAUCUGCUUUCAUACAAAAAUCAAGAAGUUUUGAAAAAGAUGAAAUAUUAGGAUACAUGGGAUUUUUGAUAACAGCAGGUGCUUACAAGCAAAAUAAAGAUCCACUUAUCGACUUAUUCAGUGAAGAGAAUUUGCCAAUUUACAGGGCUACGUUUUCACAUUCUCGUGUCCAACUACUACAAAAAUGUAUGAGGUUUGAUGAUCAAGCUACUCGAGGUAUUCGUAAAGAAUAUGACAACCUUGCUGCAGCAAGAGAUAUUUGGGAGCGAGUCACAAGCAAAUUUCCAGACUUUUUGGCUCCUUCAGAGUCAGUUGUAAUAGACGAGGAGCUUAUAACCUUUCAUGGAAGAUGCAAAUUUCGUUUAUAUACUCCUACCAAACCUGGUAAAUACGGAAUUGAAGCUAAUGUGCUGUGUGAUUCAGAAAAUUACUAUUGUUUUGCUGCAGAACCAUACGCUGGAAAAGUAAUAAAUCAGCCCAAAGAUUACAAUAGUGGUCCGGCAGUUGUAAAACGUCUUGUAGCAUUAGCAAAAUUGCAUAACAGUGGUCGCAACAUCACAAUGGACAGAAAAUUUACAUCUCUCCCAACAGCAAAUGCUUUUUUAGAUCAAAAUCUUACUGUCGUGGGAACGAUAAUGAGUAACAGAAAAGACGUCCCACCAGAACUAAGACCACAAUCUUUGAAGGAUGCAACACCUGGCACAAUUCGCUUUGCUUUUCGCGACCGGGAAAUACUUGUAAGUUAUGUGCCAAAAAAGAAGAAGGUCGUCACUGUGCUAUCUACACAACAUCACAACAUGCAAGUGCAAAAUGACAAGCCAGAAAUUAUUUUGUACUAAACUCCACCAAAGCCGGCGUCAAUACGCUUGAUAAAUGUGUAAGAGGAUAUAGUUGUCGGCGUGGCACAAGAAGAUGGCCGAUGGCGGUUUUUUUUAAUUUGAUCGAUAUAGUUAGUUAUAACUCCUAUAUUCUUUUCAUAAAAGCUAACGAGAACUGGGCAAGAGAAAAUCCAAAACAAAAAUCAGGAAGAAAAGUUUUUUUAAAAUGCUUAGGCAAGGAGUUGUGCCAAAUAAAUAUGAGUAAUCGAUCAAAGAAAAGGGGACUCAAAAUGUUCGUCGUGAAUCAAUAGGACCAGCUACUCGAUCCGCUGUGCAAAAUAUUCCCAAAAAAGGAAGAUGUUUUGUUUGUCCAAGGUCGGCCGAUAGAAAAUAUAUGAAGGCAUGUUCUAAUUGCCAAAAGUAUAUUUGCCCUAGGCAUACAGCCAGCGAGCAAAUUACCACAAUAAGAAAUUGCACAAAUUGUAAUGUUUAGGUAUUUUACACUUUUAUA